AUGAAUUCAAAAAAAAAUAAUCAUGCUCUUCAAAAGUCAAUAAUUUGGAAAUAAUCAAAUAAAUGGGAUUAAGAGAAAUAUAAAAGAGUGAAAGAGUCAAUUCAAAUCAGAAUAAAGAAAAAUAAUGAAAUCGUUUACUCAACUUCUGAUGGAGAAAUUCUAAGAAUGUAAACCUUAAUUAAUAAAUAAAAUAGAGAAAAACCUUAAGAAUAUUUAAUCAAUCAUUUCUUAUUCAAUAAUAAGGAUUAGAUCAAAAAUCUACUAUGGUUUUGUGAAUAUAGAUAAAGCAAUAGAUAAUAUUAAAAAUGGAGUGCUACUUGGGGUGGAGAAGUUUUAAGAGGAGUUGGUGGAUACAUAAAUAAUGGAUUAAAAGAAGGGUCAUGGAAGGAAUUAAUUUAAAAUUAUUCAAGGUUAAUAAUUAGUUAUUUCUUAUAAAUAUAGUUAAGUUAUAGUAUAUCAAAUUGGACAAUACCUAAAUGAUAAAAAAAAAGGAAUAUGGGAAUUUAUGUAUAAGAAUAAUAAGAUGUAUUUUUAUUUAUUAAAUAAUUUAGUGGUAGUGGAUUAUACAAUGAAUAAGGCUAGAAGCAUUGUAAAUGGAGAGAGUUGAGUCAUGACUUUUCGGAUUAAUCUUAAAUUACUUUAAAAGGUGAAUACAAAAACGGCAAAAAGAUUGGGAGAUGGGAUGUUUUUUAUGGAGAGUUUGAACUGAUGUAAAUAUUAGAAAAUAAUCUUAUUUUAUUAGUGGUGGAGGAUCGUAUGAUGAAAUAGGUAAUAGCACAAAGAUUGGCCAUUGGAUUGAGUUGAGAGAUGAUUUUUGGAAUUAAUCAUAAGUCAUUUUUAUUGGUGAAUAUAAGAAUAGUUAAAAAUUAGGAAGAUGGAAUAUUUUGUAUAGAUAAAUAAAUAAACAAAAUUUUAAAUAGAUGUAAAAUAUUAAAUAUAAUCCAUUCUUAGUGGAGGAGGAUGUUUUUCUGAAAGUAAAGGUUUGAAAGAAGGAUAAUGGACUGAAUUGAGUGAUGGAUUUUGGUACGAUUAAUAAAUCACCAUUAAAGGAGUAUACAAAAAAGGCAAAAAAGUUGGGAAAUGGAAUAUUUGGUAUCAUAAUCGAGACACUAAUAAGAAUGAUUAGAUGUAGAAAAUUAAGUUCACAGUUUUAGUGGAGGAGGUUCUUAUGAUGAAAGAGGUGAUGGUAUUAAAAUCGGAAAAUGGAUUGAGUUAAGUGAUGGGUUUUGGAUUGGAGCAUAAAUAACUUUUUAAGGUGAAUAUAAAAAUGGAUAAAGAUAUGGUUAUUGGGAUAUUUUAUAUAAAAAUAAAUAGAUGUAUACUGUUUAAAUUAAAAAAUUUUAGAGGUGGUGGAUUAUAUAGUUAAGGAGGUAACGAAAUUAAAGUUGGAAAAUGGAUUGAAUUAUAUGAGGAGUUUUAUGAUGAUUUAUAAAUCACUUAUAAUGGUAUUUAUAAAUUUGGAAAAAAAGUUGGAAGAUGGAAUAUUUUAUUUAGAAAAAUUGAUAAAUUUCAAUUAAUGUAAACAAAUAAGAAAUUUAUCAAAUUUAUAGUGGUGGUGGAUCAUAUUAGAUAGGAGGCAAUGAAAAUAAAGUUGGAAAAUGGAUUGAGUUGAGUAAUGAGUUUAAAAUACAUUCGUAAAUCACCUAUAUAGGUGAAUAUAAAAAUAGUAAAAAAAUUGGUUAUUGGGAUAUUUAUUGGUAUUGGUUAGGAAACAUAAAGAUGUAUUGCAUUAAAAUUAUGUAAUUGUAAGUGGUGGUGGGUCAUAUGAUGAAGAUGGUAAUGGAACGAAAAUUGGGAAAUGGAUUGAGUAAAGCGAUAAUUUUAGAGAUUAUUCAUAAGUCACUUUUAGUGGUGAUUACAAAAAUGGUUCAAAAAUUGGUAGAUGGAAUAUUUUAUUUAAGAGGUAGAUUAUGGAAUUAAUGUAAAAUAUUAAUGUAAUGCAAAUUAUUAGUGGAGGUGGGUAAUAUUCUUUUGAAGGAGAUGGUGUAAAGAAUGGAAGGUGGACUGAAAUAAAUUUCAAUUUUUCUGUGGAUUUAUAACUUACACAUAUUGGAGAAUAUAAAAAUGGCAAAAAAAUUGGUUAAUGGGAUAUUUGUUAUAGGGAUCGUAGAAUAAAUAAAUUUGAAAAAAUGUUAGUAUAAAAAUUUAGAAAAUUUUAGUGGUGGUGGAUUAUAUUUAUAAGGAGGGGAUGGGUAAAAGGUUGGAAUAUGGAUUGAAUUGAGUGAUUAAUUUAAGCAAUAUGAGCAAAUUUCGUAUGCAGGGGAAUAUAAUAAAAACGGUAAAAAGGUAGGUAGAUGGGAUAUUUGGUAUAAGGAUUCUGAGACAAAAUAUAAUGAAUAGAUGUAUUAUAUUAAAAUAAAAAAGUGGAGGUGGAUAUUACGAUUAAGAAGGUUAGGGCGUUAAAAUUGGAAGUUGGAUUGAGUUAUGCGAAGGAUUUAAGAAAAGUUAGUUGUUUUCAAAAGAAAUCACUUAUAAUGGUGAAUAUAUAAAAGAUAGAAAGGUAGGCAGAUGGGAUAUUAUGUAUCGAGAGUGGAAUAAAGAAAGUUUUCAUUAAAUGUAUAUAAAUAAUAAUAUUCCAAAUUUAGUGGUUAUGGAUAUUAUGAUGAAAGAGGAGAUGGAAUUAAAAUAGGAAAAUGGAUGGAGUUGAGUUAUUGGUUUUAUGUUGAUAGGUAAAUAACUUAUAUUGGAGAAUACAAAAACGGCAAAAAAAUUGGUAUAUGGCUUGAAUUUGAUAUAAAAAAGAAUGAGAUAAUUAAGGAGAUGAAAUAUGAUGAUUGA
Molecule: messenger RNA, 2778 nt
Organism: Paramecium primaurelia
Lineage: Eukaryota; Ciliophora; Oligohymenophorea; Peniculida; Parameciidae
Source: the annotation of a GenBank genome assembly